CCAAUUCAACUAAUACAAUCAAAAUUCUUUCUCAUUCAAAAAAAGCUAAUUUUUCUGUAGUUACUUGUUUCAUUUUUUGUUUUAGUUGAUUCUUUGUAGUUCACAAAAAAUGGUUUCCAUGUCAAAGAUUGCUACUGGUAAUGGUCACGGUGAAAACUCACCUUAUUUUGAUGGAUGGAAAGCAUAUGAAACCAAUCCUUUUCACCCUAUUGAUAGACCUGAUGGUGUUAUUCAAAUGGGUCUAGCUGAAAAUCAGCUUUGUUUUGAAUUCAUCAAAAAGUGGCUAAUGGAACACCCAGAGGCUUCCCUUUGUACUGCAGAAGGUGUAAACAGGUUCAAAGAGACUGCACUUUUCCAGGAUUAUCAUGGGAUGCCUGAGUUCAGACAAGCUGUUGCCAAAUUUAUGGGGAAAGUGAGGGGAGAUAGAGUGAAAUUUGACCCAGACCGUAUUGUUAUGAGUGGUGGAGCAACUGGUGCUCAUGAAAUGGUGGCUUUUUGCUUGGCUGAUCCUGGUGAAGCAUUAUUGGUUCCUACUCCAUAUUAUCCAGGAUUUGAUCGUGACUUAAGGUGGAGAACAGGAGUUGAACUUGUACCAGUGAUUUGUGAAAGUUCACAUAAUUUCCAAAUCACUAGAACCGCCAUGGAAGCUGCAUAUGAAAAAGCUCAAGAAGCUAACCUUAAAGUCAAGGGUUUACUCAUAACAAAUCCAUCAAAUCCAUUAGGAACUAUAAUGGAUCGAGAGACAUUAAAGAGCAUCGUGAAGUUUAUAAACGAAAAGAACAUUCACCUAAUAGGUGACGAAAUUUAUGCCGCCACGGUUUUCAAAGACCCUGAAUUCGUCAGUAUUUCAGAGGUCAUACAAGAAGUUGAAUGCAACCAUGAUUUAAUCCACAUUGUUUACAGUCUUUCUAAAGACAUGGGGUUCCCUGGUUUUAGAGUUGGCAUUGUAUAUUCAUACAAUGAUGCAGUGGUGAAUUGUGCUCGUAAAAUGUCAAGUUAUGGCUUGGUUUCAUCACAAACACAGCAUUUAAUUGCUACCAUGUUGAACGAUGAUGAUUUCCUUCAUAAUUUCAUCAUGGAAAGCAAAGAACAGUUGUUCAAAAGGCACAAGUAUUUCACAUGGAGUCUUUCACAAGUUGGUAUUGGUUCAUUGAAGAGUAAUGGUGGGUUGUUUAUAUGGAUGGACCUUCGUAAACUUCUUAAAGAGAAGACGUUCGAUGCUGAAAUGGAUUUGUGGCGAGUGAUAAUCAAUGAAGUUAAGCUUAAUGUUUCACCAGGGUCGUCCUUUCAUUGUCAUGAACCUGGUUGGUUUAGGGUUUGUUUUGCUAAUAUGGAGGAUAACACCAUGGAAGUUGCUUUAUCGAGGAUUAGAAGCUUUAUCCUUAAGAACAAUGAGUCCAUAGUUCCUCGCAAGUUAUGCAGCCGAAGCAGCCUUAAACUCAGCUUAUCACGUAGCUUAUCACGAAGAAUGGAUGAUUUCAUGUCACCUGCUGGCAUUAUGUCACCACAUUCUCCGUUACCUCAAUCACCCCUCGUUCGAGCCAGGACUUGAAAAUCGGUUUUCGACAUUAACGGAGAAAAGGAUAGUUUAUUUUAUUCGUGUUUUUUAAUUAAUUUGUAAAAAAAAAAAAUAGAGAAUAUGAUGCAUUCUUUUUCAUGGAGUUACCUCAUACACUAUCAUCCUUUUGGUGGAAGCUCUCCAUCGCAUGGGGGACUCCAUGGAUUCAUGCAUCAACUAUUGUAUUUCCUUACAUUCAUAAAGUGUAAUGUGAGGGAAGUUAAAUGUUGGUAGAGCACUGCUCUCGUACACAAGUAUGCCAUUGUUGGUUGUUUGUAUUGUUUAUUAGGGCUUUGUAACAAAAAAAAAUAUUAGUUCCGAAUUUUUAACCCUAAACCCCAUUCAGUGAUUGAAAUAAAGGAUUAUCUCUUGUAUUCAA
Molecule: messenger RNA, 1937 nt
Organism: Gossypium raimondii (Peruvian cotton)
Lineage: Eukaryota; Viridiplantae; Streptophyta; Magnoliopsida; Malvales; Malvaceae
Product: 1-aminocyclopropane-1-carboxylate synthase
Exons: 4
Coding region: 110-1552 (480 amino acids)
Biological process (GO): biosynthetic process; amino acid metabolic process
Molecular function (GO): pyridoxal phosphate binding; transaminase activity
Source: RefSeq, a predicted model, not a curated record